Molecule: messenger RNA, 1278 nt
Organism: Pecten maximus
Lineage: Eukaryota; Metazoa; Mollusca; Bivalvia; Pectinida; Pectinidae
Product: zinc finger MYM-type protein 3-like
Exons: 1
Coding region: 1-1278 (425 amino acids)
Biological process (GO): DNA integration; DNA recombination
Molecular function (GO): DNA binding
Source: RefSeq, a predicted model, not a curated record
AUGAGUAAAAGAAAUGAAAAUACUGUUAAGAAAACUGAGGGAUGUAUUAAAAGAUUUCAAGAGUGGAUUCAGUCUCCUCCUAGGUAUGACAGCAGGGACGUUCUUCAGAUUCUGCCAUUUGAACUAGAUACAUACAUUGGUGGUUUUUUGCUUUCUCUUCAGAAGAAUGAUGGUUCUAAUUAUAAACCUGAUACCCUAACAAGCUUCCACAGGGGCAUCAACCGCUGUCUGAGGGAAAAUGGUUAUCUUGUCAACAUUCUAACCUCAGAUUUGUUCAGCACAAGUCGACAGGUACUUCAAUCUCGACGGAAAGAGUUAAAACAGAAAGGGCUUGGGAACCGACCCAAUAAAGCGCAACCUGUCAGUGAAAAUGAGGAGGAAAUAUUGUGGGAAUGCGGUCAGCAUGCUUUGCUGAACACAGUAUGGUUCAAUAACACUAAACGUUUGGGGUUCGGGGGAUGUUAUGAGAACAGACAAUUGAAAUGGGGAGACAUAGAAUUAAAAACAGAUGAAAAUGGGUCAGAAUACCUAGAAUUUAACGAAAUAACAACAAAAACAAGAGGCGGAAACAGUACUCACGUAAGAUCAUUUAAUCCGAAACAGUUUCAAAAUCCUGAAAUUAAGUGGCGAUGUCCAAUCGAAGCCUACAAAUUGUACGCCAAGCACCGUCCUCAGGCCAUGAAUACACCGGAGUCUCCAUUUUAUAUCGCUGUCAAUCAGAACAGCACUGGUGGAAAGUGGUUCAAAAACGAGCCAGUUAGAAGAAACAAACUCGGUGUAAUGAUGAAAACAAUGGCAAGUAACGCCGGUCUUACUGGGAAAAAAACAAACCAAUCCUUGAGAAAAACACUGUGUACAAAACUCAUCCAUUCCGGCGUUGCUCCUACGACUAUUAUGCAAGUAUCUGGUCACAAAAACGUAAAUAGUGUAAUUAACUAUGCCGUAGCUUCCUUAAACCAACAACGUGAAAUGUGCGAAACUCUUCAAAACGUGAAGAAGUCUGCUAUAUCUUCCAGUGUAACAUCCACAGUAUCACGUAGGCCAAUGGCGGAAACAUCACACAGUCAAAACCUACCAGCCGUCACAACUUGUCCCCGUGAGAAAGAGGUGCAAAAUCUUGCGACGGGAAUGUUUUCUGGUGCAAAUAUCCGUGGAGGAACUUUCAAUAUCUCCUUUCAAAUAUCAUCCCAGUCAAAAAAUACCACAUCUCACAGCAUGUCACCUCCUCGUAAGUACAGACGCAUAGCACAGCUACCCGACUCCGAUUCUGAUGACUGA